GUGGUGGUGGUGCGGCAGCGACAGGCGGCCAAUGCACGCGAGCGGGACCGCACACAGAGCGUGAACACGGCCUUCACCGCCCUGCGCACGCUCAUUCCAACCGAGCCGGUGGACCGAAAGCUGUCCAAGAUCGAGACGCUGCGUCUGGCGUCCAGCUACAUCGCGCACCUGGCCAACGUGCUGCUGCUGGGAGACUCGGUCGACGACGGGCAGCCGUGUUUCCGCGCGGCGGGCGGUGGCAAGAGCGCGGUCCCCGCCGCCGACGGCCGUCAGCCGCGCUCCAUCUGCACCUUCUGUCUCAGCAACCAGCGCAAAGGGGGUAACCGUCGUGACCUUGGGGGCAGCUGCUUGAAAAUGAGGGGUGUAGCCCCCCUCCGAGGGCCUCGGCGAUGAGCCUGGGUCCCUGCAGUGUUUGCUUCAAGAAGGACUCCAGAGAAAGGCCAGGAGCCAACCCCUCAUUGGACAGGGGAGAAGAUUCCAGAAGCCCAAACCUACUCCUUUGUGUAGGGACCAGAGGACAAUGGCCUGGACACAGGGCCCACCCUGGAGAGCCACGAGGACCCAUUUAGCCAUCCGGGCCUAGCUGAUCAGGGACAAGGCAGAAAGUUCAGAACACCAAAGACUAUUUUUGGAAGUGUGUGUGUGUGUGUGUGUGUGUGUGUGUGUGUGUGUGUCUACACGUGAAUGCGAUAUAUGAGAGAAUUGGUGGGGUUAAAAUAAAGGUAUUUUUAAAUAAA
Molecule: messenger RNA, 737 nt
Organism: Myodes glareolus (Bank vole)
Lineage: Eukaryota; Metazoa; Chordata; Mammalia; Rodentia; Cricetidae
Gene: Tcf15
Product: transcription factor 15
Biological process (GO): regulation of transcription by RNA polymerase II; developmental process
Molecular function (GO): DNA-binding transcription factor activity, RNA polymerase II-specific; protein dimerization activity; RNA polymerase II transcription regulatory region sequence-specific DNA binding
Source: RefSeq, a predicted model, not a curated record